ACAAAGAUUUUGCUGAAAUAAAUGCAGCAAAAGAGGUAUGGCCACAAUCUGAUAUACAAUUAUGCCAAUGGCAUAUUGAUCAAGCAAUCAAUAAAAAAUUAAAAAGUAAAAAAAGAAUUCAAUACACCCAAUAUCAGCCUGAAGAAGCCGCUGCUGAGUUUAGUUUCAUUAACCCAAAGUUUAAACCAGAAUUGAAUCGUUCUGACCCUGAUUAUUACCAAGUCUGCCUAUUAGACCUACGAAAAGAUAUUAUGAAUCUCAUUAGAAAGCAUUUUAACAUGCACCCAAAAAUACCUAUUAAUGCAGAUGGUAAAUGUUUGACAUCUGCAGAGAUUCGAGAACAUGCAGUGCUUGAAUUAUAUAGUUUUUGUGUAGAACAUAAUUUUGUAAUAUUAUGGUCAUACUUGUGGUCUUCAUGGUAUAAAAUAUCACGUUGGCAUCUCUGGGCACGUUUAAUGCGAGCAACAAUACCAAUUGGAAAAAUGAAUAUGAUAAUAGAAUCGCAUUGGAAACAAAUAUAUCAUGGUCGAAUAACACCAAAGUGGUUUGAAAAAUUUAAGAAAACCUGGAAUCAACUUGCUGAACAGCUAAUUGCUGAUAAUAUGGAAAACC
This is a messenger RNA of Scutellospora calospora, 612 nucleotides long. The record is from the annotation of a GenBank genome assembly. Lineage: Eukaryota; Fungi; Glomeromycota; Glomeromycetes; Diversisporales; Gigasporaceae.